AUGAAGGUUGAAGAACUGAUCAUCGAUGGGUUCAAAUCCUACGCUACACGGACGGUGAUCUCGGACUGGGAUCCACAGUUUAAUGCAAUUACUGGUCUUAAUGGUUCUGGGAAGUCGAAUAUUUUAGACUCGAUAUGUUUUGUACUGGGAAUAUCUUCGAUGGCGACCGUAAGAGCGUCCAAUUUACAAGAUUUGAUCUAUAAAAGAGGGCAAGCAGGUGUAACAAAAGCUAGUGUGACGAUAGUUUUCGACAAUUCUGAUAAGACCAAUUCACCGAUAGGGUUUGAAACUUAUCCUAAAAUCUCAGUUACGCGACAAAUCGUGUUAGGCGGCACUAGCAAAUAUUUGAUUAAUGGUCAUCGAGCCCAGCAACAGACUGUACUUCAUCUGUUCCAAUCCGUUCAACUGAAUAUCAAUAAUCCAAAUUUUUUAAUCAUGCAGGGCAAAAUUACUAAAGUGCUAAACAUGAAGCCCUCCGAGAUUCUGUCACUUAUCGAGGAAGCGGCAGGCACAAAGAUGUUUGAGGACCGGCGGGAAAAGGCAGAACGUACCAUGGCAAAGAAAGAAACGAAAUUGCAAGAAAUAACUAGCUUGCUGCAAGAAGAAGUGGAACCCAAACUUCAAAAGCUACGCAAUGAAAAGCAGAUAUUUUUGGACUUUCAAGAAACCCAAGUUGAACUCGAGAAAAUGUUAAGGGUGGUAAACGCCGUGACGUUCAGUUCUUUGUCUGACAGGAAAACUAACAUUGAAACAAGUUUAAAGCGAAACCAUGCACGUUCUAGUGAGCUCAAUUCUAUAAUCGCAAGGCUCAAAGAGGAACUAGCCACUCUCAAAGAGGAUAUCGAAGCAACACGCAAGCAGAAGCAAAGCGAAUUGAAAAAAGAUGGCAGACUCAACCAACUGGAGUCACAGGAUACUCAUUUAACUAACGAGUGUUCGCGACUGAGCACCACCCUAGGAAUCACGGAAGAAAGUCUCCAGGAAGAAUCUGCGGAAUUGCAACGAUUCGUUGACUCGGUAAAUCAAAUGAGAUCGCUUCUAAAUGAGAAAACCAAUCAAGUUCAAAAAACUCAAAAAGACUAUGAAGAAAGGAACGCCUCCUUAGAUGAGCUCAAAGGCCAGCUAAAAGCAAAGGAUGAACUGCUUUCUACAUUGACAACUGGCAUUUCUUCUACAGGAGAUGCAAACAAUGGAUACGAAGCUCAACAUUCGAUACUCACAGGAAAACUCAAUGAUAUCAAAGUGGCAAUUCAAAGUGAUGAGAUGAAGAUCGACAUUUUGACAAAAGAGCUAAAAGCUAACGAACCUAAACUGGAGCAGGCUACCGAAGAAAACAAAAAGCUGCAACGCGCCAUAGAAGCACAUAAGGAAAAGUGUUCUCAUUUUACAAAGCAACUCAGCGAAUUGGGCUUGAAGCCGGAAAUUUUGAACGAGCUUAAAAGGGAGGAACAUGACCUAAAAAAUGAAAUCUACAGUACAUCACUUGAGAUGGAUGCUUUGCAACGCACCGUGGCAAACCUUGACUUUUCGUAUUCCAAACCGAAUUCAAACUUUAAUCCUAAGUCUGUUAAAGGAGUCGCCGCUCAGCUUUUCACAUUGAAAAGCGAACAUAUGAAUAGUGCCACCGCUCUUCAAGUGUGUGCGGGUGGGCGCUUAUUCAACAUUGUAGUCGAUAAUGAAAUUACCGCGUCACAACUUUUAGAAAAGGGAAAGCUUCGCAAAAGAGUGACAAUAAUUCCCCUUAACAAAAUAUCAGCAAGGCGGCUACAAGAAAGCACAGUAGCUUUUGCUAAAAAAGUGGCUCCCAAUAGUGUAGAAUUGGCCCUAGAUCUGAUUGGUUUCGAAGGAGAAGUGACGAAGGCCAUGGAGUUUAUUUUUGGUACAAGUCUUAUUUGCAUGGAUGCCGAAGCCGCCAAAAAAGUCACAUUCCACCCUCAAAUUCGAACUAGAAGCAUUACUUUGCAAGGCGAUGUUUACGACCCCGAGGGUACCCUAUCUGGCGGAUCUCGCAAUAAUAGCAGCUCCAUCCUUCUCGAUAUACAAAAAUACAAUAACGUUGCUCAACGCAAAAUGAAGUUGGAACUAAGAUUAUCUGAGAUAAAUCGUCAGCUUAAGGAAUAUGAAGCUAUAUUGAGCCGAACCAAGAAUCUUCAAAAUGAAUUAAGCAUGGAGGAGCACAAACAGAGAAUGGCCGAGCGGAGUUUGUUAAACAAUGAAUCCACCGAAAUCUUACAAAGGCAUGCUGAAAUGAAAAACGAGAUUAGCCAAUGUGAAGACGGUAUCAAAAGGAACUGCAUUAAUGCGGAGAGUCUCGAACUCUCAGUUUCAAAUAUCUUGAGAGAUAAAGAAGAAUUUAGCAGGGAUAAAGGAUCCAAGCUUGAGGAGAUAAAUCGGGAAAUAAAGGAUCUUACAAGGAGAAUUGAAAAAGAACAAGAUGAACUUGAAAAGCAGUAUGACUCUUAUCAAGGUCUGCAACUCGAAGCGGAUCAGCUCAAUGUUGAUAUUGCCAGUUCAGAAGAAAAGAUCAAAGAGGUUCAAAAAUCUCUUACGUCUUCUGAAGAGAAGCGAGCAAUAGAGAGCUCAUUGCUCAGCGAGGCACAACAUCGUCUGAAACAAACCAGGGAAGAUCUUUUGGAGGAGCGCAGUAGGAUCAUGGUCAUCGAUGAAGAAUUGAGAGAGCUAGAAAAGCUAAAUUUGGACAAGAAGCAGAUUUUAAGCGAGUCUGAGAUGGAAUUUAAGCAUGUUACAGGAGAGCUGCAAAAAGUUCGACAAAACACCACCUUUAUUGAUGACAAGCUAAAGGAAUUACUAGAAGAGAAUGAUUGGUUGGCGGACGAUGGAAUUGUCUCAAGCAUAGUGAAACAGCAACAAAAUACUGACAUGGAGGAGCUUCGUCAUCGCAAGGAAAAUCUUGAAGAGAAGUUUCAAACUUUACGACGUAAAGUGAACCCAAAUAUUGUCAGUAUGAUAGAAAAUGUCGAAAAGAAGGAGUCUGCUUUAAGAACAAUGAUCGCAACCAUCCUCAAAGACAAGAAGAAAAUUCAGGACACAAUAUUCAAGCUCAAUGAUUACAAACGUGAAACACUGAUCAAAACAUGGGAGAAAGUAAGCGCAGAUUUUGGUCUCAUCUUUGGAGAUCUUCUACCAAAUUCUUUUGCCAAGCUUGUACCCUCUGAAGGCAAAGAUAUCACGGAGGGUCUUGAAGUAAAAGUACGUCUGGGCACGAUGUGGAAAGAAAGUCUUGUUGAGCUUUCGGGUGGACAAAGAUCUCUGAUUGCCCUUUCUCUCAUCCUGGCACUGCUGCAAUUCAAACCCGCACCAAUGUAUAUUUUGGACGAAGUAGACGCUGCUUUGGAUUUGAGUCACACUCAAAAUAUCGGACAUUUGAUAAAGACAAGAUUCAACGGCUCCCAAUUCAUCGUUGUGUCUCUGAAGGAAGGUAUGUUCACCAACGCCAACAGAGUUUUCAAAACGAGAUUUCAAGACGGCACUUCUGUCGUUAACGCUCUAUAG
Messenger RNA from Lachancea mirantina, 3513 nucleotides. NCBI's taxonomy places the organism in Eukaryota, Fungi, Ascomycota, Saccharomycetes, Saccharomycetales, Saccharomycetaceae. The record is from the annotation of a GenBank genome assembly.